Symbiodinium pilosum is the source of this 405-nucleotide messenger RNA. The record is from the annotation of a GenBank genome assembly. NCBI's taxonomy places the organism in Eukaryota, Dinophyceae, Suessiales, Symbiodiniaceae.
GAAUUGAAGCCCUUCUUCUCACCGGGCGAGCCGGCGGUAAAUCGGUACAUGACAGGAGGAGGCAUUGCACCUCACAUAGACAGGGAGGCAGUGACCCUGAAUGUGGUCCUCUCCGAGCCCGGUGCCUUUGCUGGCGGCGGUACGGCUUUCUGGCCCCAGGAAAAGGUGGAGGGCGAGACGGAUGAGGCAUGUGCUGAGAAGUUUGACAUGCGCGAUGCAGCAGUUCUGCGACCGCGACAGGGCACAGCAAUCCUUUUCAACGGUAGCAUUGCGCAUGCUGGCCGUCCAGUAAUUUCCGGAGUUCGCCACGCUUUCGUCAAGUGCGCUGAUGUGUGGCUCUGGACCAGGUGGCCAGCUUCAACCUCGUCAGCCUCGAAGAAUGAAAAGGAAAGGAAGGCUUUGUAA